UGCCGCUUCGCCGUUUUGCUCGUCAGUCGAGAAUGGCGUAAGCUUCCGACCGGACGGCCUUUCCGAUCGGUGUACACGCUAGAACGUUUCUCAUUCUUCGUUAUCCACGAGACACCGGAGGAUCGGUAUCGCGAAACGUGAGUUUAGUUUUUCCUCGAGUUGCUCUUCUGCGAUCAUUUCCUUCGUUUUCUUUCAUUUUUUCAUCGACGAAUGAAAGUUACCAGUUAAACGUGCUCUAUUUUACCAAGUGCCUCUCUUUGUUACAUUCCGUCAAGUUAAACGCGGCUAAUCAAAUACAAAAGCACUUACUCGUUAAAUAAAAAACAGAAAUAGCAUAAUCGUCACAAAGUGGAAGAUUCGUACAGUGACAUAGAGUGUCUGUUAUUUUAACUCUCCGAUCACUUCAGUUUCCAAAGCUGAAACUUGUGCGAAUUCGCGGGAACGUCGACGAACCUCGUGGCCAAGUUUGAUAAUUAUCAGUGACAGCAACGAGUGUGAAAUCGCUGGAAAAUAACUCGUUUCUAUCUGCAAAGAUUGGAAGAAAUAGAUAAACCGAGUGAUCGUGGACAACUGGUUAAAAUUGAACGCAAGGCCGACCGUGUCUCUCGAAAGUUAUUUUUUUAAACGGUCGUCGAACUUGUGUAUUUCUCGGCUUUUUCGAUCGUUUUCGUUCGAGGGAACCGAGUCGAUAAAAAUCGAGAUUCUCCACGGUUGAAAAAGAUUGAAAAGAUCGUUGAUGGAAUUGGUUCAGUUUUCGAGCAACGUAGUUUGGAAAGUCGUGAUUUCGUUGCCGCUCGAUUCCUUGAAUCUACCUAGGCGAAGGUGGUCGAUCGCUACGAAGGAUUUCUCGCAACCUUGACCCACUGGGAUCAAUUCGUUGUUACGAUUAUAAGACACGUUGGACGAACUAUGCUUCGGAUCGAAGCCUUAUAGAUAUUUUUCGCCGAUGAGAAAAUAUGGUUUUUUUUAUCUGAACGGUGAAUAGUUCAGCAACAUUUUUAAAGUGUUCCCUCGACGAACAAUGUUUCCGUGCUGGUUGGACACGAUCUUCGUGGUUGUCGAGGUAUAAGUUUGGAACUGAAAAUUUAUGUACGUUUUUGGUUUUAUGGUGACAAAAGGUGAGAACGUCAGAACGUGUGAUUUCUACUAUGCGAAGACAUGAAUUCUGGUGCUCUUCAAGCGUGUGCUCGCAAAGCUCAGUGUGGGAGGGGGUAAGUGAAACUUGGCGACAAGCAGGGAAGGUGUUCUCGGACACCAAAAGCUGGGGCACCCUGACGAGGAGGUCCUGGAGGAGGAGGUGGGUCGUAGGAGAGAGGAAAGAAAGGAGGUGACCAUUCACCCCACAUGGACGCCACCCCCAAAGGACCCCCCGUACCCCCCACACCGGAUAUCCUGUCACCAUUAUUUAGCCGCAGAAUAUCCGACCUGAACGCAAGGGCGCCGUUCUUUGCCCUGCAUUGUCCUCAACGUUCUCGUCGAAUAUCGAGACAUCCGACACUUGAUGCUUGUCGUACGAAGGAAACGGCCGCCUACGCGUCAUCUUUAUCUUUUACGUGCCUCAAUUUUUCUCGUCUUUUUCGCCGUAAAUUGAAAAAAUUGCCGAUUCUCUAUCUCCACGUUGUCGAUAAUAAUAAUCAACUUCUUGGAACACGGAAGUCGAACAUCCGGAGUAACGGUAAAACAAUAUUAAUUGCAAUAUCAAGAAGAUACACUAGUUCCUGGUGUCCAUUGGCGAGGACCACUGUCGAUUCGCGAACGACAGCUCCAGCUGCGAGAAACAACGUAACAGCGCACGUAACAGUAUCACAAUUGUCAAAAGGGAGCAGAAGGUCAUUUUUUACCCUCGUUUUUACACCACGGCGAACGUGCCGUAAGUUUGAUGCAUUUUUUACAAAAUCAGUCGCGAAGCGUCUUCGAGCUGAGGAAGUACUUUUAACAGGCGUCACAUCUCGCGCGAAACAUAUCUACAGACUCCGUCCAAAAGCGCCUAACUCCGAGCUGCAGCCUAACAGACCACACAAACAAUGUCGCGCAGCGCUGCCACGCGUCCUAUGCAAGAAACCCCCUUCAACAACGUAGAAAGUCCGCGCCACUACUAGCAGAAAUCGAAAAUUGCGCCUUCUUACAAUAGGUCUUCUUUCAACGACCUCAAAUGGUCCCAGUCUUCGUCACGAAAACAUUGUGUUGAUACUAUUACGUGACACUAUCGCUACGCAUAUGUUAUUCCUUCGGUAGAAGAAUCAUCGUAGAGGAAGCAACGUGAAAUCACGCUAGGACGAUUUCUUGUGAACUAACCAACAACGUUUGCCAAAUCAAAACUCAAAAACACGUGCGAUAAAAUCAUCGGAUUGUCGGUGAUAUUUCAUUAAGUGGUUAUUCACGAAAAAUAGUGAGAUCCUCGUAACACAAAAUAGUACAUGUUACUAUUAGAAAAAAGAUGCCGGUUAAAAGGCACAACAAUCGAAUGAUUAAUAGAAACGUGAACGUAAACAGGCAUCGUGUUUCAACGAAAAUAGAGUUAACGGGCUAAUGCCGUCCUGCACCUGCAAUGAUUCGCGAGGACGAAGAAGAGGAGGGACCCAGGUGGAAAUAUGUAAGAGGCGAGGCGGACAUCGUCUCGUCGGCACGGCUAAAGUGCCACGAGGAAGAAGAGGUUGGCCUUAUACAAGGUUUAUAGUUUGCGUAGGAUAGACGAUGAGCGUCGAGGUUGACACGCUGGAACUCGAGGUCUUCGAGGUGAAGGACUGCGACGAGACGGACAAAGUCUCGGUAGCGUGCACUGCGACAAAAUCGGACGCGGAAGAUAGCCGGAAAGGAUCGACGACUGCCGCGUCAGUGUGCAACGAUGACGAAAAUUCUGGUACCCGUCGAAAAAAGAAGAAACGUCGAAAAACAAGGAAAAAACUGCAGCUGCAACAAUUGCAACUGGAAUCUACCGACAGCCAAGUGCAUUCGGUGGUGAAUCUGCCGUCGUCUUCCGACGAAGUCGAGGCGGUUGGCGAAUGUUCGAAAAGAGACUCAUCCAGCAGCUUAGGUGGCACGAGCAGGCAUAACACCCUAAGGGAAUCUUUGCUCACCGUGCUAGGCAAGCUGGUGAUCUGGAAAGGCACUAGGUACCGUUCGUCUACCGCUGCGUCUUCUUCACCCUCCGCACCGCCAAAUUCACCGCCCGCGACCGAGUGCAUAGGACGUAGCACUUCCUUUUUUUCCAGCGAAACGGAGAGGAGAAUUCGCGCCAAUAAUCGCGAGUUCAACUCACAGUUUAAUUAUGCGAACAACUACAUCAAGACGUCCAAGUAUUCGGUUCUGACGUUCCUACCGUUAAAUUUGUUCGAGCAAUUUCAGCGGCUCGCUAACUUUUACUUCCUAUGCCUGCUGGUGCUUCAGAUGAUCCCCGCUAUCUCCUCCUUGACCCCCAUCACCACAGCCAUACCCCUUAUAGGGGUGCUCAUGCUCACUGCCGUCAAAGAUGCCUACGACGAUUUUCAACGGCACAGCAGUGACUCGCAAGUGAACAAUCGAAAAUCUCAAACGUUGCGAGGUACUAGUCUUCGUGAAGAGAAAUGGUCGCAAGUGCAAGUAGGCGAUGUAAUUAGAAUGGAAAACGAUCAAUUUGUCGCAGCCGACGUGCUUCUUUUAUCUACUAGUGAGCCAAAUGGUCUUUGUUAUAUCGAAACCGCAGAAUUAGAUGGGGAGACGAAUUUGAAGUGUCGGCAGUGUUUACCUGAAACUGCCGAAAUGAUGGAUAAUCAUGAAUUGAUUGGUCAAUUUGACGGAGAAAUUGUUUGCGAAACUCCUAAUAAUUUGUUGAAUAAAUUUGAUGGUACUCUUACGUGGAAAGGACGAAAAUACCCAUUGGACAACGACAAAAUUAUAUUACGAGGUUGCGUGCUCCGAAACACGCAAUGGUGCUAUGGCGUGGUCAUCUUUGCAGGCAAGGAUACCAAAUUAAUGCAAAACUCAGGGAAGACCAAAUUUAAGAGGACUUCUAUAGAUAGGCUGCUGAAUCUUCUCAUCAUCGGGAUAGUGUUCUUUUUACUUUCUAUGUGUUUGUUCUGUAUGAUCGGCUGUGGUAUUUGGGAAAGUCUUGUAGGCCGUUAUUUUCAAGUGUAUCUACCCUGGGACUCGUUGGUGCCUAGCGAGCCUAUGGCAGGUGCCACAGUGAUCGCUCUGCUUGUGUUCUUUUCUUAUGCUAUCGUAUUGAACACAGUGGUGCCAAUCAGUUUAUACGUGAGUGUCGAAGUUAUCAGAUUCGUUCAGUCGUUUUUGAUCAACUGGGAUGAAGAGAUGUACUAUGCACCUACGAACACACACGCUAAAGCAAGGACUACUACAUUAAACGAGGAGUUGGGACAAAUAGAAUAUAUAUUUUCCGAUAAAACCGGAACAUUAACACAGAAUAUCAUGACUUUUAACAAGUGUUCUGUGGCAGGAAAAUGUUAUGGGGACAUUAUCGACGAUGUUACCGGGGAAGUCGUCGAUGUAAGUGAGACGAACAAAGCUGCCCGAACACCUACGAUGCGAUGGAAAAAUGGACAAGAAUUUGUUCAAGUUUAUACACCUAUAAGUGGUCCAAACGUACGUCUACUGGAACAGGUGGAUAGGAUAUCCAAUAUAAUUGGAGAGCCAGGCCCAAUUGGCAGUCCGAUGGUUCCACAUAAACUUUCUACAUUCCCAGCAUUGGAUUUCUCCUUCAACAAGGAUUACGAACCGGAAUUCAAGUUCUAUGAUUCUGCAUUACUCGAUGCUGUAAAAGGGAAUAACGAAGAUGUUCAUAGUUUCUUUCGAUUGUUGGCACUUUGUCAUACUGUUAUGCCGGAAGAAAAAAACGGCAAGCUAGAAUAUCAAGCACAGUCACCGGAUGAGGCUGCCCUUGUAUCUGCCGCUAGAAACUUUGGUUUUGUAUUUAAAGAGAGAUCUCCAAAUAGUAUAACAAUUGAAGUUAUGGGAAAACGUGAAAUAUACGAGCUACUUUGCAUUUUGGACUUUAAUAAUGUUAGGAAAAGAAUGUCUGUAAUUUUGAGGAAGGAUGGACAUCUUAGGCUAUAUUGCAAAGGAGCGGACAAUGUUAUUUAUGAACGAUUAAAAAAAGGCAGUGAGGAUAUCACGUCAAAAACAUUGGAACAUCUUAAUAAAUUUGCGGGUGAGGGCUUAAGAACAUUGUGCCUUUCGGUCAGAGAUCUAGAUGAACAAUUUUUCAAUGAUUGGAAGCAACGUCAUCAAGAAGCUGCCAUGAGUCAAGAAAAUAGGGAUGAUAAAUUGGAUGCAAUUUAUGAAGAAAUAGAAAAGGAUAUGACAUUAUUAGGCGCUACUGCCAUUGAAGAUAAGUUACAAGAUGGUGUACCUCAAACUAUUGCUAAUUUAGCUCUGGCUGGUAUUAAAAUCUGGGUAUUAACUGGUGACAAACAAGAAACAGCUAUCAAUAUUGGCUAUUCCUGCCAGUUGCUGACAGAUGAUCUUACAGAUGUUUUUAUAGUAGAUUCCACUACUUAUGACGGUGUUGAAAAUCAGUUAUCGCGAUACUUGGAAACUAUCAAAACAACUUCUGGUCAUCAAAAUCGGCCAACUCUCUCCGUUGUCACAUUCAGGUGGGACAAGGAAAGCAGCGAUACUGAAUACAAUCCUAGCAGAGACGAACAAGAUGAGCAUGAAAUGGAACAAGCAACAGGAUUCGCGGUGGUUAUUAAUGGGCAUUCCUUAGUUCAUGCAUUACAUCCGCAACUUGAACAACUUUUCCUCGAUGUAUCAAGCCAAUGUAAAGCUGUGAUAUGUUGUCGCGUAACUCCUUUACAAAAAGCAAUGGUAGUCGAAUUAAUAAAGAAAAAUAAAAAUGCUGUGACUCUGGCAAUUGGUGAUGGAGCAAACGAUGUUUCAAUGAUAAAAACAGCUCAUAUAGGUGUUGGCAUCAGUGGGCAAGAGGGAUUACAAGCUGUACUAGCAUCCGACUAUUCCAUAGGACAGUUUAGAUUUUUGGAAAGAUUACUUCUCGUUCAUGGGAGAUGGUCAUACUAUAGAAUGAGCAAAUUUCUUAGAUAUUUUUUUUAUAAGAAUUUUGCGUUUACAUUAUGUCACAUCUGGUUUGCCUUUUUCUGUGGAUUUAGCGCACAGACUGUAUUUGAUCCUAUGUAUAUUUCUGUCUACAACCUCUUUUAUACGUCAUUACCUGUAAUGGCAGUCGGUAUAUUUGAUCAAGAUGUUAAUGAUAAAAAUAGUUUAAUGUACCCAAAACUUUAUGCACCAGGAUUACAAAAUUUACUUUUUAAUAAAAAGGAAUUUUGCUGGAGUGCUAUACAUGGAUUUUUUGCUAGCUGUGUAUUAUUUUUAGUUCCAUAUGGAACGUAUAAGGAUGGAGUAUCACCAAAGGGCUAUGUACUUUCUGAUCAUAUGUUACUAGGAAGUGUUGUAGCUACUAUAUUAGUCAUAGUCGUGACUGUCCAAAUAGCCCUUGAUACAUCAUAUUGGACAAUUGUUAAUCAUAUUAUGGUUUGGGGCUCGCUCAUUUGGUAUUUUAUUUUAGAUUAUUUCUAUAACUUUGUCAUAGGUGGUAGUUAUGUUGGCAGUCUUACAAUGGCGAUGUCGGAAGCGACAUUUUGGUUCACGGCAGUCAUUUCGUGUAUCAUAUUAGUAAUACCUGUACUGUCAUGGAGAUUCUUCUUCAUAGAUGUAAGACCAACAUUGUCUGACAGAGUUAGACUUAAGCAGAGAUUGGCACAACUUCGCUCUCGCCAAAGUCAAGAUAUACUUCGUACACCAUCUACAAGACGAACACGACGAUCUCUUCGUUCAGGAUACGCUUUCGCGCAUCAAGAAGGUUUUGGCAAACUCAUUACAUCUGGCAAAAUUAUGCGAAAAUUACCGAAUGGUGCAGAUUUUAAGUUCGCCAUGCCAUUUACGAACAAUACCAACAAACAAGUCAGUGUUGCCACUACAUCACCAAAGGACAAUGCAUCCAAAAAUUCGCACACAUUGGAUACUAUUAAUCUAUAAUUUGGACAUUAUAUUGUAAGUCUUUUUACCAUCUAUUAAAUUUCGGAUGAAUGAUUUGUGAAGCCGUAGCAACAUUAAUAUAAACAAAAAUUAACAUUCGUUUGCAAAUUAAUUUCUUAUUUCAACACCAAUCGAAUUUUCUAAAUACUAUAUUAGAUCAUGAUGUUUUAUUAUAUUUGCAUUAUGUUCUUGUUACAUGUAAGACACAAAAAUUAUAUGUACUUGUAUGCAUUGCAAUAACUAAAAAAUAUCCGCUAGCUUAUUAGAUUCAACCUUUUUGUAUCAAUGCUUCAAAAAUUUAAGUAAUCGAAUUUCAUAUGACAAUAAAGUAUUAAUUGUUUGCAUAAGAAAGUUUACAUACUAGCAUCUACUAAAAAAUACUAUUUCUUUUUUCAUCAGAAACUAUUGUUAGUUAAAGAUUAUUUUAAUACAAUGCAUUUUUUAUAUGAUCAAUAAUUAUUCUAGACUCUCAAGAAAAAUUUUAUACUUUAAUUUUUAAAUAUAUAUUUCUUAGUUUUACUACUUAUAUAUUUUUACAUAUGUAUAUAGUUCCUCUACAGCAGAACUUUAGAAUGAUUUUUCCUAAAUCAAAAUGAAAUUAAAUAGCAACUAGUUUAUAAAUCUGAUCAUUUUUGUACGUGUAAAAAUUAUAUUUUAAAUAAGUUACUUCAAUCUGAUACAUGAGGUUUAUGUUAUAAAGAGUCUAGAAUAAAAAGGAUCUCAAAUUCAAAGAAUUCUUCGAGCCAUUGACAAUGACUUCUGAAAAAUUCUCAAAUAGUACACAUGAAGAAAAAUGCACAGGUUGAUUUAUGAUUAUACAUUUUUUGUUUAUUAUGUGAAAAAAGAAAAAUGAGUCAAAUUUCUUGAAAGCCAUUGUAUGAUAGGAACUGCUAUUAUCUACUUGUGCUGUCUAUAUUAAUUGUUUAGCCAUUCAUUGAAAUUAAUCAAUUUAUUGUUAUUUGCUAAUUUGUUACUGUGAAUAGAAAUGUUAAUUUAACAAAGUCAUGAUAAUGACAAAUCAACAUCAUCCAGCACGCUUAUAUUUGAAAUAUUUUUAAAGAUAUACUUCAAAAUCUAACGUAAUCACAAGAAUGUAGAAUUCUUGUAAAAAUGGAGAUGUUCUUCUAAACAUAAACAAAAUAUUUUUUAUUUAAAAAUUAACAUCAAAAUACAACGCAAUAAUAAGAUAAAUUAUGAUUUGUAUGAUCAUGACACUCCCUGUGUACAUACGUGUAAAGGUGUCAAAGUCAUGUAAUAUCCCUAUUUGUAUUAUAUACUGUCCUAGUAUGAACAUAAAACAUGUUUACACAAUACAUGUAAUAUGUUAAGGAUUAUAGUUAUGAUAAUAAUUGCCUUUAUAAAAUAUGAAUACACAAGAAACAAUUAAAAUUACUAUAUCAUAACAGUGACUGUAAAUAUUUUAAAAAGAGAUAUAUAUAUUUAUAUAUAUAUAGUAUAUAUAUUAUUUAUAUAUAUAUUAUAGAUAUAUAUUAUAUAUAUUAUAUAUAUAUUAUAUUAAAUGUUAAGUAUACAUUUUUUAAAAGAAAGUAAUAUAUAGGUAGAUCAAUUUAAAAAAAAUAUAAAAAUAGUAGCUAUAUUAUAUUAUACUAUCGCGGAUAAUGUUUGCCUUGGACUGACUACUGAAUAUAUAUAUAUAUACAUAUAUAUAUAUAUAUAUGAUAUAAUAAAGUAAAAAAACAGUAGUAGCAAUGAAAUAUGUAUUUCUACUUUUAAUAUUAAUAUGAAUUCUAGGGAGAUAUAGUCUGUAUUGGGAAAGUGUGUUCCACAAAGAAUUUUUUUAUUUAAACAGAUAAAUAGGAAUUUAUUGCUUUCAAACAUUGUGCCUAAUCAAGAAGCUACACAGAGUGUUUCACAUUGCAAUGGUAUUUUGUUCAUUUACGUUUAUGUAAGACGGCGUAUGUUAUAUGUGUAACUAGAUUCUUCUCUUUAUGAAUUAUAUGUUAGUAGUACCAAAUUAUUUAAUUGCUGUCUUUGUAUAAAUUCCAUUUGUAUCGUAUUACGUACCGAUCCAAAGUUAUUAAUUGAGAGAAAGAAAACGUUUAAUUCAAGAGACUGCUGCGUUUCUAUCUUCUGCUUUUAGAAGUAAACAUAACAUAUAUAUGUAACGCAGGAAUGUCAUAAAAUGGGAAAGUAAGAAGUUUCAAUGAAUUGAUAUAUCUUAAUGUCAAGAAUUCAAUACGUAAUUUUAAAUGUAACAAGUAUACUUCACUAUAACGAUAUUUCCGUUUACUUUGAAAUUGAAAGUUAUGUGUUUUUAAAGCGACAAGUAUCAAUCAUGAUAUGAGGUAUUGAUUACGUUUUUUUAUAAUUAAUGUCAGACUUUCAAUAAUAUGAAUGAACUGAAAAAUAAUUUUACAAAUAUUUAUAAAGCAAAAUUGUGAAAUUAUCUACAAUAUUAAAAAAAAAAAUGACCUUAUUAAGUAACGCAGUGAACUGUUUGUGUUAGGGAGAUUAUGAAUAUGUUCUUCUUUAUACCCAAGGAAAGAUCAUAGUUACCUAGAAAAUGCACCGCCUACACUUUUUGUCUAAACUCAUUUAUAUGUAUGUACAUUUAUUUUGUAAUACUUUGUGCUAAGUAGUAUUUGGAGAUGUGAUAUUAUUAUUACGGACAGUUAUAUUGUAAUGUAUGUAUUACUUAUUUUAAAUCCCUAAAUGGGUAUAAUUUCAUUUUCAUUUGCAAAGAACAUCCUUGUCCUAAAAUCUGUGAAUACUGCGAUUUUUAAAUAAUAUGAAAUAACAUUGCGAUUUAAAAAAAUAUAUUAUUUUUAUAUUAAGAAAAUUUUAUAUACUAUGUUCUACAUACAUUUAAAUGCUGCUGCUAUAAAAUGUAUAUAUUACUUUCGUCUACUUUUAAUUUAACGUAUUGGAAAAUUUAUUAAACUUAAAAAUAUAUAUAUAUAUAUAUUAAUAUUAUUUAAAAAUCCUGGUAUACAUUGACUUAAUGUAUAAAAGUAAGAAAUUAAGGAAAAUAAGCAUUAUAAAGUAGUCAUAACAUGUUGUUGGUUGCAUAAGUUGUUAUAUAUGUUACUUUAAAUACUGAAUCAAAUGUCUAGAAACAAAAUGCAAGAGCAAAUUGUCUGCUGCAUGUGCUCUAUAGACUGCGCAUCGAUUACUGCUUAAAACUAUUUGCUUAGGACAUAGUAUAAUUUAAAGAAGAAAGCAAUUGUAUUUAUAUCAUGUACAAUUGUUUAAUCUUCAUUACAUUUCAUGUCCGAUAAAUAAUCUUUUACUACAGUUUUUCAAGUACGUGUUCGUGGGAUGCUAACACAAGACAAUAAUAUAUUUAACAACAGUAAUUAAAGAGAUAUAAAAAUAUUACAUAUAAUCAAUAAUAUCUUUAUUCCCUUUGGAUGUUUAUUAGUUUAAAUUAAUUAUAUAUAUAUAUUAUUUCUAUUUAUUUAAUAGUCGAAAGAAUUUUAUUAUUUCAUUUGAUGUUUUGAUACUAUGUCCUAUGUACUAUUUCUAAUAUAUUCUACUUUUAUGUAUGAAAUAAUGCAUCCUAUAUAAAAUUUAAGCCCUACUGAAAUGAAGAAAGUUAUACACGCACGUUAUAUGUGUAGGGCCAUGCAGGAGGGCAUAUGAAAAGAAACUAAUGAUAUCGAAUACAAUGUUCCUUACAAAAUGCACGCAGGAUAGAAAAUUAGUAUGUAUGUGUCUAUCACAUUAUUAUACACAUUGAAAGCGGUGGUGACUUUAAAUGAAUCAACUUAUCGAACAAAAUAUUGAUCAAUCAAUUGAAAUUCAUUUUUCUGCAAUCUUUAGAGUUGUUGCGCUCAAACAUAUAUUCAGUUACAUGUUAACGGUUCGUCACAAAUAAUAAGGGAUAGUUUUAAUUUUGUAUUUUCGACAAAUGUAUUAAUACAAGGACGAUUUACUUUUUGUAAAUCAUGUUAAACAGUGUUUUCUGUUUUUAUACUAUACUCUGUAUAAUAUCAAUUUUGUAAAUUUAAACAUUGCUUUAAGUAUAUACAUCAUGUACAGCAAAAUCUCAUUGUUAAGUGUAUUAUUUUUUAUGUGUAAAUAACUCGCAUAAGAGGAGAAAUUUGUGUUGUAAAAAAUGAGUAAUAUCUAAGAUCUAAAAACUAUCUCUGUAGAAGUUUUGUUUCUUUUCCAUGAAAUUGUAUUAAUAUUAUUUCUUCUUUUAUUUACUUUCAAAAAUAUCCUUGCGUUUUUAUGUUAUGAUCUAAAUUGAAAAUGAUAAUGAUAACAAUUUCCACGCUUUUCCACUAUUUUGAGUUUGGCAAAUAAUGGUAUAUACUCUUAGAAAAAAUUAUUAUGCUUGUUAUGCAUUACAAAAGGUGUUACAUAGUUAUUACUUAUAGUUCAGUCUGAAUAAGAGGGACCACAGUACCAUAUGUUAGAAUGAAUUUAUUAUUUGCAUAUUCUAAGAUGUUUUAAAAGAUUACUUCCCUUCGAAGACAUCAAUAUUUAAUUUGAAGCACUUGUAAAUCUUCUUGAUGUUUACAAAAGAAUCUGUUACGUUUAAAUUUAAUUAUAAAAUCCGGGUUUAAUUUUAUCAUUUAUGUAUAAUAUAUCGCUGAUGUAUGCUAACAGGUGGUAAUCCUCUAACACAUCUUAAAAUGAUCACGUUUUAUUUAUAUAGAAUUCCCAGCUUUUCACCUCUAUAUCAGAAUCUAACAAAAUAUGUAAAACAAAUAUUAAAUGUUGCUUCAGUAUUUAAAUGCACACGUCGUCUUAAUUUAUGCUUUUAAUGUAACUAUGUGUACAAUACAAGAAAUUUUGUUAUAGCUUUAUGUAAUAUAUUAAAAUAUGAAAUUUAUUUUAUUCUUGUAACAUGAUUUUAAUGUGAAACACUUUUUCAUCAAUUUCAGAGGUAGCCAACUCAUGUUAAUAUGUGCAUUAAUAUAAGAUAUGUACAAUUUGUAUCUUUACAAAAUAUUAUGUUUUUUGUUACCCAUCAGUAUUGAAUAGAUUUAUGUAUGUGUGUAAUAGAUACAUGUAUAUUGAAAUCAUGCACGGAUAUUAGAAGCUGAUUGAGAAGAUGCAAUCAGUCGUGAGCGGUACUCGUAAAAAACUACUUGCAUGCUCAUCACAGAUGGACAAUGCAAAAUCAUCAGAUUUAGUAAAAAUGAUAAAUGUGUCCUUUUUGUCCACAAAGCGGAUAUAUUAAAGGAACAUUAUUUAUACUUUAUACUUUUCUUGAGAAAGGAAAUAGUGGAACAUCGUCAAAUAGAGACAAGAGCGAGUAAAUGAGAAUCUGGUAAUGUUUGUACUUAUUGCGAAAGAUGAAUAAUUAAUCUCGCUACAGCGAAAGCUGCGAAAUGCGAUUACAGUUUUAAUAAUUUGUUAUCAACGAUUCACCUCUUUAUGCUAUCGAAAUUUAAUAUUUCGCAAGUUACAAAAUUGUUCACGUAUCAAACAUUUCUUACUAGUUUUUAAGUUAAUAAAAAGUAAUGCAGCAUAAUGUUGUAUUUUUCAAA
This is a messenger RNA of Bombus pascuorum, 12449 nucleotides long. RefSeq names its product phospholipid-transporting ATPase ID (gene ATP8B). The transcript is spliced from 17 exons. Gene Ontology annotation, biological process: phospholipid translocation; Golgi organization. Bases 2695 to 6987 code for a protein of 1430 amino acids. Lineage: Eukaryota; Metazoa; Arthropoda; Insecta; Hymenoptera; Apidae. Gene Ontology annotation, molecular function: ATPase-coupled intramembrane lipid carrier activity; magnesium ion binding; ATP hydrolysis activity. The record is from RefSeq and is a predicted model, not a curated record. Gene Ontology annotation, cellular component: plasma membrane.